Messenger RNA from Thyridium curvatum, 1659 nucleotides. RefSeq lists its product as uncharacterized. The transcript has 2 exons. The coding region runs from base 1 to 1659 and encodes 552 amino acids. Gene Ontology annotation, cellular component: membrane. Gene Ontology annotation, molecular function: carbohydrate:proton symporter activity. Gene Ontology annotation, biological process: transmembrane transport; carbohydrate transport. Lineage: Eukaryota; Fungi; Ascomycota; Sordariomycetes; Thyridiales; Thyridiaceae. The record is from RefSeq and is a predicted model, not a curated record.
AUGGCUGAACCAAAAGCCCCUACUGCAACUGAGGUUGAUUUCAUUCAGUCUCAAGCCAACGAGGCCCAGAGCAACAGCAUGGACUCCGACGGACUCAAGUCAGGACUGGCAGAGCAAGCCAGGAAUGCCACUGGCAGAGAACAUGAGUUGACCCUCAAGCAGGCGUUCAGGCUGUAUCCCAAGGCCAUUGCCUUCUCGCUGAUCUUCUCCGCGGCUGUCAUCAUGGAGGGCUACGAUCUUGCCCUCCUUGGCGGCUUCUAUGGAUACUCCGCUUUCCAGAAUAAAUUCGGCGACCAACCGGGCCCCAACGGCGGCAAGGUUGUCUCGGCAAACUGGCAAACAUACAUCCAAAACGGCGGCCUGGUUGGCCAGAUUAUCGGCCUCUACAUCAACGGGUUCAUCUCCGACCACUUUGGAUACAAGAGGACUAUGCUGUUCUCGCAAGCCCUAAUGAUCUCGCUCAUCUUCAUUCCGUUUUUUGCACCCAACAUCCAGACCAUCCUGGCCGGCAACAUCCUCCUGGGCAUACCAUGGGGCAUCUUCCAGACUCUCAGCGUUACAUACGCCUCCGACGUAGCCCCUGUCAUCCUGCGGCCAUAUCUCACGACCUAUGUCAAUCUGUGCUGGAUUAUCGGUCAGCUGAUCUCGGCAGGUGUCCUGCGCGGGCUCCUCAGCCGUGAGGGCGAAUGGGGUUACCGCAUCCCGUUCGCCUUGCAGUGGAUGUGGCCGCCUCUGAUCAUCCUCGGCACCCUGUUUGCUCCGGAGUCACCCUGGUGGCUGGUCCGCAAGGGCCGCCUCGAGGAUGCCAAGAAGGCCCUGCUGCAGCUGACGAGCCGCAACGCUCAGUCCAACUUUGAUGUCGACGACCAGGUCGCACUGAUGAAGGCGACCGACGAGCUCGAGAAGGCGCAGUCGGAGGGCAUGACCUACUGGGACUGCUUCAAGGGCGUCGACCUCCGCCGCACCGAGAUCGCCUCCGUGUCCUAUCUUGCGCAGUGCUGGUGCGGUUCGGCUCUGAUGGGGUACUCGGUCCAGUUCUACGAACGCGCCGGGCUGUCGCCCCAGAACUCGUUCGACAUGAACAUCGGACAGAGCGCCAUGGGCGUCAUCGGGGUUCUGCUCUCGUGGGUCAUGAUGGGCAGGUUCGGGCGCCGCGACAUCUACAUUGCCGGCAUGUUCGGCCUCAUGGUCAUUCUCAUGACCGUGGGGGGGCUCGGCUUCGCGCGCCCGGACCUGCCGGGCCCUUCGUGGGCGAUCGGAUCCCUCCUUCUGUUCUACACCUUCGUCUACAACAUGACGGUCGGCCCCGUCUGCUACUCGAUUGUCGCCGAGAUCCCCUCGACCCGUCACAAGAUCAAGACGGUCGUCUUGGCGCGCAACUUCUCCAACAUCGGCGGCUUGCUGAACAACAGCUUGAUGCCCCACAUGCUCGGUAUCCAUUCCUGGAACUGGGGCGCCAGGACGGGUCUCUUCUGGGCCGGAUUCUGUGUUGUGAUUCUUAUCUGGUCAUACUUCCGACUUCCGGAGCCCAAGGGCCGGACGUACGGUGAGCUGGACGUGCUGUUCCACCACAGGGUCAGCGCCCGCAAGUUCGCCAGCACUCGGGUUGACCAAUUCGCGGAGGGUGGCAACACCAAGGUCGAGCCGGUUGAUCUUUGA